Messenger RNA from Esox lucius (northern pike), 3976 nucleotides. RefSeq names its product tumor susceptibility 101a (gene tsg101a). The record is from RefSeq and is a predicted model, not a curated record. Lineage: Eukaryota; Metazoa; Chordata; Actinopteri; Esociformes; Esocidae. The coding region runs from base 378 to 1550 and encodes 390 amino acids. Gene Ontology annotation, biological process: protein modification process; protein transport; endosome to lysosome transport. Gene Ontology annotation, cellular component: ESCRT I complex. Gene Ontology annotation, molecular function: ubiquitin binding. The transcript is spliced from 10 exons.
CCACCCAAAAAAAAUAAUCCACUGAAGAAAACAAGACAUACGAGAAUCGGAAACUGCCAGUCAAAAUUACAGGAAGUUGCUUUUGUUGCUCGUACAAUUGCAUCGGUAUUUCUGUUUUUGGGUAGCCUUUCUAUGCGUGUGUUGUUGUGGCUCACAUUAGUUUUAAGCAUCUAACUUAUAAGCGAAUCAGUCUUAUCGAACCGAGAAUUUUGUUCUACCGCACUCCUUGUUUAGUUCCUGGCCCUGGGUUGGACUCUCUAGCAUUAGCCGAGGGCCAGCUUACGUUAGCUAACAAAGCUAUCUAUAUUUAUAGAAGUUGUAGCUUUAAAAUAUCGAAAGGAUAUUAAUCUGAAGUACAUUAUAUUACACCAUCAACCAUGGCAGUUGUCAACGAAAGCUCAUUGAAGAAACUGCUCAAGCAAUAUAAAUACAGGGACCUGACUGUUCGUGAGAUAACAAACGUCAUCUCUCAGUACAAGGACCUGAAGCCUGUUAUGGAUUCCUAUGUGUUCAAUGAUGGCUCCACAAAAUCUCUGAUGAGCUUAACAGGAACAGUGCCAGUUAGCUACCGAGGAAACAUCUAUAACAUCCCAGUGUGUCUGUGGCUGCUGGACACAUACCCCUACAACCCUCCCAUCUGUUUUGUGAAGCCCACCAGUGCCAUGAUGAUCAAGACCGGCAAACACAUUGAUGCUAACGGCAAGAUCUACCUCCCCUAUCUGCACGAAUGGAAACAUCCCCAGUCUGACCUUUAUGGUCUGAUCCAGGUGAUGAUCGUGGUCUUUGGGGAGGAGCCCCCUGUGUUUUCUCGCCCCACCUCACAGGCCCCAUACCAGACCUUCCAGGCUGCCGGACCCCCCAACCCAUCCUAUAUGCCGGGUAUGCCAGCGGUCUCCCAGUAUGGACCAAACCCCAACCCUGGUGGCUAUCCGGGUUACCAGUACCCUGGUGGAAACUCAUAUCCUGCCACAGGUGGCACUACACACUAUGCUUCCCAGACUCCUGCCUCCAAUGUCGGCCCCAGUAGAGAUGGCACAAUUGGCGAGGAUACCAUUCGUGCGUCACUGAUAUCAGCAGUGAGUGACAAGCUUCGCUGGAGGAUGAAAGAGGAGAUGGACCGGGCGCAGGCUGAACUCGAUGCCUUAAAGAGAACCGAGGAGGACCUAAAGAAGGGACACCAGAAGCUGGAGGAGAUGGUUUCACGGCUAGACCAGGAAGUGGCAGAGGUAGACAGGAACAUCGACCUAUUGAAGCGUAAAGACGAGGAGCUGAGCGAGGCACUGGAGAAGAUGGAGAACCAGUCGGAGAACAACGACAUUGACGAUGUCAUCGUGCCCACGGCACCACUCUACAAGCAGAUCCUCAACCUGUAUGCAGAGGAGAACGCCAUUGAGGACACCAUCUUCUACCUUGGAGAGGCGCUGCGCCGUGGGGUCAUAGACCUGGAGGUGUUCCUCAAGCAUGUGCGACUGCUCUCCCGAAAGCAGUUUCAGCUACGAGCCCUCAUGCAGAAAGCCCGCAAGACUGCUGGGCUCAGUGACCUCUACUAACCUACACUGAUGCUGCGGAAAUAUACCCACUCUGUUCCAGUCUCUCCCACAAUCUUAAGUUUCUGCCUGUCUCCCUCUCUUCUUUCUUCUCUUCUUUAUCUGACUGUCCUCUCUUUGAAACAGAAUUGUUCCACCUUUUGGUAUUUUCCUCCUGGUGUCUGAUUAAAGUAGGGGCCAAACUCCUGCUUAACAACAAGAAUCUAAAUGCAGUGGAUUCUCCUCACAAAUCAAGAGACACAACAAAGUUGAAUCCAUUUGGGGGGAAUUAGCUGAAUCGCAGGCAGCUGGGAGCACCCUAAAUGUAUAGAAUGGGUCUCAUAGUAAUGGCUGGAACUGAAUAAAUGUAAUAGUACCAAACAUUCUAUUGAUUUCAUUCCAGCCCUUAUUACCAGCAGUCCUUUCCUCAGCUGCCUUUUGUGAUAUGACUCCAAUACCUGUUUGUCAUACACUAGUUGACAACAGAAUUAUAUUUUAGUACUCUGUUGAUGCCCAAUUGGUUUCCAAUCCAGCUACCUUUUGAGGUUAUUGAAAUUGCCAUGAUGAAGCUGAAUGAAACCAGGACUGGACGCCAUUACCUACAUUUGGGAUUUUUACUAAUGGGAUUGUUUUAAGAUGGUCAUACCCACCCUAGAUCAUAUAGCAGUUGGAUUUAGAGGUUUAGGACCUACAUAUACUGUAGGUAUAUAGUAACAUAAAAAAAUUAAUUACAGUGAAAUAGGCGUGUACUCCUACAGUGAUUGAAAAACACAUAGUUACAUGGCUAAACAGGCAAAUAAAGUGUAUCACCUGUAUCUGAGCGAUAGAGAAAACUCAGGAAUUUUUUUUAUAUUGGACACAUUUUACCCCUGGAAUGGUUUUUAUGGUACUUCGCUUUCCUUUUUAUGUUGAUUAGGACAUUUCUGUGUGUCACAGCAAAACCGAUGACUCUGCUAUGUUUCUGAGAGUUUACUGACUAUCUGUUAUAUUUGUAGCUCAAACCAUUGAGUCUGGCAAGUUGGUUUGGUGAAAAGACAACUUUGAUAAGAAGACCGCAGUGUCUAAGAUUGUAGUUUUAUCCCACGGUCUUGUUUCUUAACUCUGUUCUUUCAGAAUAUAUGCUUAGUUCUUUGAAAUGUAACUGUUCCUCUAGGUGCUAUGCACACUUUUGGGAUGUUGGUCUUCCAGACACUUUCAUGUCUGAAAAAACAUAGCCUUCUGCUACUUCAUAUGCUAUGCUAAUGGCUUACUUCAGCGAGUUUAGGAGAAGCUGAUAGAAAACCUGAAAACAAAAACAAAGUAUGUGACAUGAACACACACACAUUUAAUAGAUGAAGUACACUGUCUCGAGGCUGAUACGAGCAAUGUAAAUGUGUUAUCCUUCAUUUCCUCCCAGAAAAUCUAAAACUAUUAAGAACAACCACUUUCUUUUUACAUUUGUCUUUCAAAAUUGCAUCUAUUUUGAUAACCAAUGUGAAAACUGCAUUUGGAUAUGGAGCUAAAAGCAGACAGUUAAUUUUUGCAUAUACUUCCAUAGUCGUGAUUGGUAUUAAAUGUGAUGUGAGAGCUUGUUCUCUGACUGUCAGUGUAUCUCUGUACUACUUAACUCUCUUUCCCCCCGUGAGGUAAAGGUUAUACUCCGAUAUAAAUACAUGCCUCAGCUUUUUAGGAAAUGACAUGUUGAAAUGGUGGGAGCAUGCUUUCUCAAAGCAUGUUGGCACGGAUCGGUUUGGAAAACUUCUGAGGUACUACCCCAACAAAGCUUGCUAGGCAAGCAUGCAACCCUGCCCUUAGUGCCCCUAGUCACUCUGCUUAUUAUUGCAACUGUUUCAGUCAAUGUUGCUUUCAUUGGAAUUUGCAACAAUUGAAUGGCUUUGUGUUAGGGCGAUCCUUCUGUCAGGCAUGAGGUGCGGUCACUUUUUUUGCAACAGGGAAGAAAACCGAUGGUUCCUAUUGGACAAGCAUAGGUAGUACAUUCCAAUUACUUUUUCUUUUCAUCGGUGCCUAAUGAGCCCAACCUGCUGAUCAAUUAUGUUCAUUGUUUUUCAAAAGACUACCCUCAGCACCUGUACUGUGUCUCUAUGUUCAUGUUUAAAUGGUGAAAGAUGUCACUACUACUACACUCCUAUUUAAUGGUGUCAAAAUAAAUUUCUUUUUUUCUGUCAAUUGCAAGUUCUAAGAGGUUCAUAUUUCUUGAUCCUUUACAUUUUGUAUACAGAGGUUGUGAAUUAGUACGUGUCUGAUAUGAAGGAAUCAAUAAUUGAACUAAUCCAGAAUUAUCAAGUAUGCAGACAGAUCUCUUAAAUUAGCUUUUACUAAAUGCACUUUGAAUUGUAAGAUAUUUAUUUGCUGUAGUUUUUUUCAUUUCAUUUUCAAAAAUCUACGAUCUGUUCUUUUUCUGUUGAAUAUUAUGUAAAUCGGCACAAUAAAUAAAGACCGUUUGGUUUGCC